AAGUUAUGAUCAAAAGGGGUUUGUGCAACAAAUAGAGCUUCCUCGUUUAUAUUCCAUUGUGGCACUACCUUACAAUAAUCAUUAACGCCACUCAUUAUUUCUCUUACUUCUAUCACCCAUGGGUGACACUAACACCUUCGUUUUCGCCGCCCAGAAGCGUAGCUGUUCCGAUGACGUGGACGGCGGCGACGCAAAGAAACUGAUGCUGUUCAAUCCCAUGGCCCACAGUAAUGGGGACCCAGCCGCCGCAUUAGCCAGCGCGCGGCACGAGUUCGGGGAGCACGGCGGCGUUAACAUGUCGAUCGAGGCCUCCGCCACGUUCACGGUGAUGGAGGCGGAGACGAUGCGGCGCAUGUUCACCGGAGAGCUGGGCCCCGAUCGCGACUUCUUCGUCUACAGCCGCCACUUCAACCCCACCGUCCUGAACCUCAGCCGCUUGAUGGCCGCACUCGAAGGGACCGAGGCCGCCUACUGCACCGCCAGCGGCAUGUCAGCCAUCGCCGCCGUGCUGCUCCAGCUGUGCAGCAGCGGCGGACACGUGGUGGCAUCCAGGGCACUCUAUGGUGGGACCCACGCACUGCUGAGUCACUUCCUCCCAAGGUCAUGCAACAUAACCACGAGCUUCGUUGAGGUUGCGGAUCUGGAGAUGGUGGAUGGUGCCAUGGUGGAAGGGAAGACCAAGGUUCUGUACUUCGAAUCCAUAUCGAACCCUACUCUGAAGGUGGCGAAUAUUCCGGAGCUGAGCAGGCUGGCCCACCGGAAAGGUGUGACGGUGGUGGUGGACAACACCUUUGCUCCGAUGGUGCUUUCGCCAGCUCGUCUUGGUGCUGAUGUUGUCGUUCACAGUAUCUCUAAGUUCAUCAGCGGUGGGGCCGACAUCAUAGCAGGGGCUGUGUGCGGGUCUGCAAAUUUUGUGAAUUCAAUGAUGGACCUCCAACAAGGGGCGAUAAUGCUGUUGGGUCCAACUAUGAACGCCAAGGUGGCAUUUGAACUAUCUGAAAGAAUCCCACACUUGGGGCUAAGGAUGAAGGAACACAGUCACCGUGCAAAGGUGUUUGCAACCAGGCUCAAAAACUUAGGAUUCAAGGUUAUCUACCCUGGUCUUGAAGACCAUCCACAUCAUGAAUUGUUGAAAUCCAUGCACAACAAGGAUUAUGGGUAUGGUGGACUUUUUUGCAUUGACAUGGAAACUGAAGAGAGGGCUAACCGGUUGAUGAACCACUUACAGAACCAUGGACAAUUUGGUUUCAUGGCUGUUAGCUUGGGCUACUAUGAGACCCUCAUGUCUUGUUCUGGAAGUAGCACCAGCAGUGAGUUGAGUUCUGAGGAAAAGGUCCUUGCUGGAAUCUCACCAGGUCUAAUCAGAAUGUCAAUAGGAUACAUAGGGACAUUGGAGCAAAAGUGGAGUCAGCUGGAAAAGGCACUCACUAGACUUGAGGAAUAUGGCUUCACCAACAAGAAUUGAAUCACUUUUGUAAUCCUACUUCUUGUAAUGCUCGCUCCUGUUCAUGCAUAUAUGUAUAAAUACUGUUUAUCUUCGAAUGUAAUCUCAGUACUCAAUCUGUAUGUAGUGUGUGCUGUAUAUUAAGGUCACUGAAAUAAAAAUGGAAAAUGUAAUCUCUGUACUCAAUCUUAGUUGCUGCAAAAUGAAUCUUGCUUCGUGCAUUCAUUAAUCUGGAAUGCAUUAUAUCAGCCUUGAACAACCACGGCUUCUAUAGAUUGUUUACAUAGAGGGAUGGUUCAGAUGGGCUUUUUAUAUACCCAUUUUGCAAGAAA
Messenger RNA from Gastrolobium bilobum, 1776 nucleotides. Its product is annotated as methionine gamma-lyase-like. Lineage: Eukaryota; Viridiplantae; Streptophyta; Magnoliopsida; Fabales; Fabaceae. Gene Ontology annotation, biological process: transsulfuration. Gene Ontology annotation, cellular component: cytoplasm. The transcript has 2 exons. The coding region runs from base 119 to 1465 and encodes 448 amino acids. The record is from RefSeq and is a predicted model, not a curated record. Gene Ontology annotation, molecular function: pyridoxal phosphate binding; carbon-sulfur lyase activity.